Brachypodium distachyon (stiff brome) is the source of this 513-nucleotide messenger RNA. Its product is annotated as mitochondrial import inner membrane translocase subunit TIM17-3-like. Bases 1 to 513 code for a protein of 170 amino acids. The transcript has a single exon. Gene Ontology annotation, cellular component: TIM23 mitochondrial import inner membrane translocase complex; mitochondrial inner membrane. Gene Ontology annotation, molecular function: transmembrane protein transporter activity. The record is from RefSeq and is a predicted model, not a curated record. Lineage: Eukaryota; Viridiplantae; Streptophyta; Magnoliopsida; Poales; Poaceae. Gene Ontology annotation, biological process: protein import into mitochondrial matrix.
AUGAUCAAGACAGAUUCCGUGUUUGCUCCAUCAAUGUCUGCUACAGAGUACUCAGAUCGAAACCACGCACGCAAUCCCCGAUUCAUGGGCUCGUCGUCGGGAACGCCCGCGCGGACGCCGUUCCCGGACUGCCUCGUCCACGAGGCGGGCACCGGCUUCAUCCUCGGUGGCACGUUCGGCUCAGCCUUCCACUUCCUCGGGGGCCUCCGCAACUCGCCCGCCGGCCACCGCCUCGCCGGCGGCGCCCAGGCCGUCGGCGCGAACGCGCCCCGCCUCGCCGGCUCUGCGACAGGCUUUUUCGUCCUCUUUUCCGCCGUCGAGAACGCCGCGUUGUACGCGCGCGGGAAGGACGACCCGUGGAACACCAUCGUCGCCUCCGCCGGCGCCAACGGCCUCCGCUCCAUGCGCAGAGGGGCCAGGGCUGCUUGCAGAUCCGCGCUCGUUGGCGCCGCCAUCUGGGGCUUCUUCGAGGCUGUCGCCAUCGGUCUCCAUCACCCACUCCCUCCACCCUGA